GAUUUUUUGGGAGGGAGCAGUACACAAAUGCUGGUGGUAUGAUAGCAUACCCUCUUACUGACCGAGCCAUCGGCACUGGCGGCAGCCAUUUUGUAUCGAGAGUGUGUGCUGCCCACCGUGGCAGCAGUGGUGCUUCAUGACGUCACGCUGGCUAUGUAGCCCGCCAAUAGCAUUGAGUUCCUACCCCAUGCUCUUCAUCGUUAUUGACUUUGGUGGGUGCUUUAUUUCCGAAAAUUGGGAUUGUGACAUUACAAUAUUAAGAUGCAUUCGUUACUAUAUAGAAAAGAAAAUGCACAUGACGAUAGCAUAUGGAGCUGUGCUUGGGGAAGAAUGAAAAAGAAAAACGACGAAAAUGGCGAUGGUGAAGGAUCAAGAGAUUCAGCUGCUGCAGAAGAAUCAAUGGAUUAUAUUGUGACAGGGGCUGUAGAUGAUUUAGUGAAGGUCUGGACAUUCAAGAAUGAUUGUCUACAGCUAAAACACAAGCUUGAGGGUCAUUCACUUGGAGUUGUCUCAGUUGCAAUAAAUUCAGACAGUACAACUUGUGCUUCAAGUUCAUUGGACUCAAGCUUAAGACUGUGGGAUCUUGCCUCUGGGGAGAAAGUUGGUAGCAUUGAAGUUGGACCAGUGGACAUAUGGACUGUUGCCUUCUCACCUGAUGAUAAGUUCAUCAUCUCAGGCAGUCACUCUGGAAAAAUUGCUCUGUACGGAGUUGAAUCAGCUAAACAAGAGCAAACCCUUGACACAAGAGGGAAAUUUACUCUCAGUAUUGCAUAUAGCCCAGAUGGCAAAUAUAUUGCUAGUGGAGCAAUUGAUGGUAUUAUCAACAUUUUUGAUGUUUCUUCUGGAAAAUUGGUCCACACCCUUGAAGGUCAUGCAAUGCCUAUCAGGUCUCUGUGUUUUUCUCCUGAUUCACAGCUCCUCUUGACAGCAUCAGAUGACGGUCAUAUGAAGCUCUAUGACGUGCAGCAUGCAAACGUAGCAGGUACUCUGUCAGGGCAUGCUUCCUGGGUACUCAGUGUUGCCUUUUCUCCGGACAAUGAGCAUUUUGUUUCAAGCAGUUCUGACCAAACUGUGAGAGUAUGGGAACUCAGCAGCCGACAGUGCAUCCGCACAUUUAAUGAACACAGUGACCAGGUAUGGGGAGUAAAGUACAAUCCAGAUGGGAACAAGAUAGUUUCUGUGGCUGAAGAUCGAUCGAUAAACAUAUAUGAUUGCCAAUUUUAAUUUUCUGUUUCACACUCUGAACUGUGACACCACAUUUGUUACUGUUAAGUUCUUAAUGAAAGAAGGAAGAAUUGAUGCCAAA
Cryptotermes secundus is the source of this 1306-nucleotide messenger RNA. RefSeq names its product WD repeat-containing protein 61. NCBI's taxonomy places the organism in Eukaryota, Metazoa, Arthropoda, Insecta, Blattodea, Kalotermitidae. The record is from RefSeq and is a predicted model, not a curated record. The transcript is spliced from 8 exons. The coding region runs from base 262 to 1224 and encodes 320 amino acids. Gene Ontology annotation, molecular function: protein binding. Gene Ontology annotation, cellular component: Cdc73/Paf1 complex.